UACGAGCCGUAGCCACAAGGAGCAAAGGGGUCGCGGGUCAUGUCAGCAUCUGUGAAAAAUCCUGAGCUGUUGGUCCGCGGUAUCGCCGGUGCACCAUCUGUCAGCAUGUCUUCAUCGCUCCGUCGGUACUGCGGUUGUGCGAUCGGACUUGCUGGAGCGGGCGCGCCGUAAGCUGGCGGGCCGUGGCAUGUUCGGCGGGACGUGCGAGCCCACGCUAGAGCAGCGCCGGGCAUGUCAGACGGUGGGCCGAGGCCCGUCCCCUGGAGGAACUGCCAGCACUGCCCCAAGCCGCGCACCUUCAAGACUGCGGACGAGUUUCGGACUCACCUGCGUGAGCGCCACUGCAGCAAGGAAGGUGGUUCGUUCGUGUGCCGCUACGGCGAACAUGACGUGUGCGCGUCUUUACCCGUCGAGGGCGUCAGUGACGAGGACUACGAGGCGCACGUCGCCAAGCAUCAUCUACGCGGCGAGUGCUGCUGGCCUCCCGACGCUGUGGCGGAGGCCCGCUGGACUGUCCACCGUUCGGCUCAGAACUUGCCGGCGGUCCUGAAUGACCCGCGCCGCAGCCGUCGCGAAGUGGACUUCUUCACCCGCACCUGGGGAGACCAUUUCACAGAGACGCCGCCGGCCGGCGGCGAAGGACCUGGCGCUCGGAUCACGCGACAGCUGUUCGAGGCGUACUUGUCACGAUGCGCUCGAUCGCGCCGUCCGUGUUCGUCGUCUUCGACGGCGGCACCCGAACCCGCGCCCGCUGGAAGCGAGCUGUGUCUGCCCGCCGUAUUCCUCGGUCCCGAGAUGCGUCUCGAAGAACCGGCCACGUUCGCGCAAGCGAUACCGUGGGCCGCCGGGCCGUCUCGACUUCUGCAGGAACGGCUCACCCACUACCUGGACCUUGUUGAGGUCCAGCUAGCGCGUCAGGUGUCCCUACGCUCGGACGCGUUCUUCCAGGCUGUCCGAUCUCACGACGUACUAGCCGAGCGGCUGUCGACCUGCGCGGCCGUCACGGCUGGGCUGCGCUCCCAACUGGCCCGAGCGAGAGAUCAGCUGGCCGGCGGAGGCUUGCGACUGCUGAUGCUGUGGCGGCGGCGAGCGCGGCAGCGGUCGCUGUGUGCCAAGCUGCAGCUGCUCGCCACCCUGCACCAGGCGCAGCCCACGAUCCAGAGGCUGCUGGCGAGCGGCGACUUCGCGCGCGCCCUCGACUUCAUCGAGGCGAGCCGGGAGAUUGUGGCACUCGAACUGGCGGGCGUCCAAAGCCUGCGCCACCUGGGCGCGCAGUUGCAAGAACUCGAGCGCCACAUCGAACGCAUGAUGGCGGCCGAUUUGGCCCGGGGUCUCAGCGCCGAGCUGAACAGGCCACCCGACGACGUGGACCCCGUCGGUCUGCAGGAAGAAGAAUCUCUGACGGCCCUGGUGGCAGGAAUCCUCCGUCUGAACCGGCCAGAGAGCGCGGACUUCGCAUCGCUGCUUCGCGAGGAAGCGUGCACAGCCUUGCAGGCAGCCGUCAAGGCAGCACUGGCCGAGGGCAUGUCGGAGGGCGAAGUAUGGACCGCGCUGCUCGAGCGCGCCCUCGACGCUGUCGAACGUGUGCUGCGGCGCAGCUCCAACUUGGCAAGGUUGCAGCGCUACGCCUUAGCCGCGCAGGCGGCCGAAGGGGCGCCGUUGGAAGCCGACGAAGAAGUCCGGCUUGAACAGGCCAGACGAGGAGCGCUAGCCGCCGUUGCCGAGGUUGCUCAGGAACGUUGUGCGCGGCUUGUCCCGUCCGACGCACACCGCUCCCCACUCAACACGGGUGUCUUCCCAGCGCUGUGCCGCCGUGCUGAGCAAUGUGCUGAGGACUGGGCGCAGCUGUGCGAACACCGCAGCCAGGGCAGUUUGGUGCUAGCUCUGCGCACUCAGGCGGACCGGUUCGUGAGCCGUUUCCACGAGGAGCACAAAGCUAAGCUCAGCUUGCUGCUUGACGCAGAGGUGUGGGCACGCGUGGACGUGCCGGCUGAGCUGCAGAGCAUGGUGGACCAGUUCCUGGAUGUCCCGAAUGCCGGCACGAAGGGGGGCGGCGCAGCGCCCCACUUGGCGCUAGACGAGCAGCGCUACUGCAUCACGGCCAGCACGCUGCUCGUGCUUCGCAUGGUGCUCGAGUACUGUCACUGUGCUCGAAACCUGCCUUGGGUGGGUCUGAGCCUGGCUGCCAAACUGCAGGAGCUGCUGCGCCUUUUCAACUCGCGCACCUCCCAACUGGUGCUGGGAGCCGGGGCACUGCAACGUGUGGGCCUCAAAACCAUCACGGCCAGUAUGCUCGCACUGGCAGCUCGAUGCCUGCAACUGAUCAUGGCCUUCCUGCCCCGAGUCAAGACGCACUUCGAGCAGCACCUGGUCGCCCGCAAGGACACUGCCAGGCAUUUCGAUGCCAUCGCCAAGGAAUACGCAGAACACGUGACGGAAAUCUUCGCCAAGUUGGCCAACAUCGUGAGCAACGUGCUGGACGGGCAGCUUGCAGAGUGGGAGGUAAAGGCGCCCGUGCCAUCGCCGGCGUUCCGGGCGAUCGCCCGGCACCUGACCAAGUUCCACACUGCCAUAGCCGAGCUGCUGAGCCCGGAAGACGUGAGCAGCCUCCUGCAAGCGGUGCACUCCAUGUUCCGGUCUCUGCUCGCACGCCACAUGGCGCGGCUGUCCAUAAGUCGCGACGGAGGACCCCAGCACGGGUUGGUAACCCAAGAGCUGAUAUUCUACGCCGAGCAUCUGCGGAGCCUGGGAUGCCCAGUGACAGACACCAGCAGCCUGUGGCAGCAACAGGAUGAGUUUAUUGAGGCAGCUGCUGGGCCAGGGGCUGUGUGAGCCAGUACGCAAGCGCCGGCUGGAACGCGCACAUGGCCAGGAGCAGGUACAAGCCCCGGCGGGAGCCCUCGGAUGAGCUUCCGGACAGUAGGGCAAGCCGCAGGGUGCGAAGCUGG
Molecule: messenger RNA, 2948 nt
Organism: Rhipicephalus microplus (southern cattle tick)
Lineage: Eukaryota; Metazoa; Arthropoda; Arachnida; Ixodida; Ixodidae
Gene: scat
Product: VPS54 subunit of GARP complex scat
Biological process (GO): retrograde transport, endosome to Golgi; Golgi to vacuole transport
Cellular component (GO): GARP complex
Molecular function (GO): syntaxin binding
Source: RefSeq, a predicted model, not a curated record